Molecule: messenger RNA, 951 nt
Organism: Polychytrium aggregatum
Lineage: Eukaryota; Fungi; Chytridiomycota; Chytridiomycetes; Polychytriales
Product: WD40-repeat-containing domain protein
Exons: 1
Coding region: 1-951 (316 amino acids)
Molecular function (GO): protein binding
Source: RefSeq, a predicted model, not a curated record
AUGACCAAGACCCUCCCUGAGUUGGUCUGUCUCGAUACGCUGACGCCACAGCCUCGCCGCCCAAUAACGUGUGUCUGCGUUGGCGAGUACAGCUUGUUUGCUGGCGGACGAGACGGUGCGAUCAGCGAGUGGGACCUGGAAACCAAGACCCUCGUGCGCACCUUCACGGGCCACACCAAGGCCGUCACAUGUAUCGGAUUCCACAUGUCCCGGCUUAUGUCAGGGAGCGAGGAUAGCACCGUCAAGGUCUGGAAUGUGUCGACUGGGGUCUGUUCCCGGACAAUCGGUGGCCAUGAAGGCUAUGUCACCGCGCUACAUAUUUCGCACGAUGGACGGCUCUAUACCGGUGGCGGCGAUCGCACCGUCAACGAAUGGGAUCCCCGCACGGGCCGCCGAAAGUGGACACUCGCUGGACACAAGCGACUGGUAUUAGCACUGUGCACAUCCACAAACGGCCUGCUGUACUCUGGCAGCAACGACCAUACCAUUCGUGUGUGGGAAAUCGACACCGGCCGCUGUCUCAAGGUCCUCGAGGAACACUCGGACUGGGUCUUUUCGCUGUGUCUCGGCAAUGACGUUCUCUACAGCAGCAGUCGCGACGGCACCAUCAAGGCCUGGGACAUAUCGACCUACCAGUGCCUGCGAACGGUAACGGGACACGGUUCGCACGGCGUCCGGUCCAUCUGCUGCGCUGGUCCCAAGCUCUACUCUGCCGGUGACGACAAGAACAUCGUCGAGUGGGAUAUCAAGAACGCGCGGCCGCUGCGCUCCGUCGAGGCGCACUUUGGUUCGGUUGCGUCGAUAUGUGGCCACGAUGGCAGGCUCUUCAGCGGAAGUGGCGACGGGUGUGUUAAGAUUUGGGACCUGGGUAAGUAUCACCGCGACCUUUCCCCCCCACCUCGAGCUGCUGUCUCGGCUGCCUUGCAUCGUUUGGAACAAGGCGUGUUCUGA